Molecule: messenger RNA, 1495 nt
Organism: Ceratitis capitata (Mediterranean fruit fly)
Lineage: Eukaryota; Metazoa; Arthropoda; Insecta; Diptera; Tephritidae
Product: transmembrane protein 135
Exons: 6
Coding region: 145-1344 (399 amino acids)
Source: RefSeq, a predicted model, not a curated record
UAGCCAACGAGCAAGACCAUAAACUCAAUCAGUUCCUUUCCGUACACAUAGCGCGUCUGUUGGACUUGGCCGAAAAUUGCAAAAAAUUCAAAAUUCAAAAAUUUUUAAAAAUUUAUAAAUAAAAAUACUAUACAUAUAUGCAAUAUGGUGGCAUUUAGUAAACUCUUUCAUCCGCCACAUAAUUCUUUGCCAUGUUCAGAAUUGUUAUUACAUCAAGGUCAAACGUGUAAGCAACUUAUCUGGUGGAAUUGGUAUCGUUGCUCAGUGGGCAGUUUGAGAUAUUUUCUGCCAUUAGCUAUUUCACCACUUGUUCUUAGACCGAAAAGUUUAAAUACGCAAGCGCUUUUGAAUAUUCUACGCCACUAUUUGGAAACAUCGUUAUGGGGUGCAGCGGCAACUGCCUUCACUUUUAACGGCAUCUGUUUACUAAGAAAUCUGCUGGGGAGAUACUACUUAUAUACAGCCACCUGUUUGCCGGCAUACACAGCGUUUCAGUUGAGUUGGUUCUUUCCAGUACGCACCGUGCGACUCUUUAGCACUGCAACAACACAAUCGGCUUUGGAAACAUGGUUACGCAAACAAAACAACAUAAUUAGCAGAUCCCUGCCGUUACAAACCAUCAUAUUUAUGCUCUCCAGUGCCGUCAUAUUGCAUUUCAAGCGACGUGAGGAGUACAAUGGAUUUUGGUUUAUACAACCCAUUAAAAAUGUAGCAGCCCAAAAGAAUGAAGAAAAUUAUGAAGAUCUAAAAAAGUCAAGCAAUUGUUGUACUCAUGAAGGCAAAACCUGUGCUGAAUAUGUUUUGACCGGAAUGAAAGGAUACCUACUUUAUGGCAUACCCUUGGAUUUGAUGAGCAUCGUAACGAAAGGGAGGCUGCCACGUACCUGGAAGGAGUUGAAAAUGAUCCGUUUCCAAAUGACUGCUUUUUUUCUCUCCUACAUCGGCAUAUAUCGAUUGUCAAACUGCGUUUUAGCUCGCUACCCUUUUGAUGUUACCUAUCAACAUUUACUAUCUGCCGGUCUAGGCGGAAUUUCAUAUUUCUUCUUGGACAAACUUACAUUCAGCGCUUUGGCUUUUGUGAUAGCAGUGCAAGCAGCUUGGCAAUCCUAUUGCCAAAAACCCACUAAGAAGCCAGAGGAUAGGCUAUCAUCAUUUCUCAAAAGCAUACCAUUUGCCAAAUUAAUGAUUCAAGUUAAUAUUGCCUAUUUGGCACAUUGCUAUAUUUUCCAACAUGACACGAUGUCCAGCUUGGCGAAGGGGUUCUUUCGUGGCAUGACUGAUGACAGAUUUGAACGCAUUUAUCAAUUUUUGCUGAAUUCAUUGGCUGAACAUGAAAAAUCAUAGCUGUGAGCACGUCAAGAUGAGAUUGAGUUUGAGUUCGAUUUGUUAUAAAAAUAUAUGUAUUUAAUUUAAUUUAAGAAAUAGGUAAGAAGAGAGAGAUAAGUAUAUGAUUAAAAUGUGAAAAGUAAAAAAAAAAAAUGAUGUUAGAAAAUUA